UUUGCACCGUAAGAAUGACACAUACGUUCGUUUGUUCACAUAGGGUUAGUGCGGGAGGAUGGCUGAGUAAACGACUCGUUCACUGACCAAUCAGUGAUUAACCAGCAUCGAAUGAUUAUUGUGACGAGUAUUAUGACGAUGUUUACGUUCGUGGUGAUAUUAUUCCCUCCUUGGCUGGCAUCGCAGUUGUGACAAUGGGGCAGAGGCUGUCCUUGCAGUGAUAGUGACGGGUACUGGCAACACAACCCGCUGCUGCGGUUGGCGGCACUGUGCUAUGCAUGUAAUCAUAAGCAAUCCAUACACUAGGGCACUACAAGGAUGUCUUUGAUUGUUCCUUUGGCUUAUCCACAUAUAUUCUACGCAGUAUAUAGUAUUUAGGAUGAAGUAAGAGUCCUUUGAUACAUAUGUGUAUACUCAAAAGAAACUUUUUUGAGGACUGCGAGAGGAAGACAGCAAAUAUUGUUCCAGCAAGUUCCGUCCAUUUAAUUCUGAAUGACGGCAGCGCCUAUUGCUACUUCUGAUGCUCUUGCUGAUAUCUUGUAGGACCACAGUGUAGCUAUGAGCUUAUGGCUGACGGGCACUAUUGCUGGUGUGACUGCUGCACUGAGGGCUUUUACAGGCAAAGCCUGAGCGCUGGGCCUUGCCGAUGACAACUUGACGGACAGUAACGGCUGCCGGACGGCCGAUCCUAUCUGGCUUGUAUCGAUGGAACAUAAAGAGCAGCUAUGUUGUCAUUCGUACAUCGUACGUCAUCCUGGGUGGUUUGAACUGUGGUUACUUUUACUAUUGCUAUCGCGCCCGCUGCUGAACUCUCAAUCGUCUGGGUCGUCUUACAUGAGUUAACUCACGAUAGACGCAUUCUAGAGAGGCAAAUCACUAAAUUUCAUCAAGGGAAGCUGGAUGAACAAGAAUAAACGCAGUCUUCCAGUCUGUAGCGAAGUGGUUUGCCUACCUAAAAUCAAUUGCUCGUCUCGGAAUAUACUGAAUGAAACGGAUCGCCGCUGUUGCAAACCCCCAGUGCAUCAUUUGUUGAACUUCGAAGUUGUGUCUAAGACAAAAGAACUAACUUAAUUACUAGUAAUUAAUAAUAUCAGUAUUUAGCUUGACGUAUAACACGUUAAGCGAUACCCAUCUCAACCUUUAGAACGCCUGUAAGCUAUGACGAACCUUGGGCAACGGUUGAAUGAUUUUCGGCUAAAUGGUGGACAGCUCUGUGAUCUUGAUUUGGUCGCCUGUGACUCGGAUGUCGUCGUCAAAUGCCAUAAACUCGUGUUAAUGGCUUCCAGCGAUUAUUUCUACAAAAUGCUAUCGUGUGGUAUGCAGGAGUCCAGGGCGGAAUCCAUUUCUUUGUCAGAUUGUCGCUAUGAAGUUUUGUCCAUCCUCAUCGAGUUCUUCUAUACUGCCGAGACACCAUCAGGCAUCUCGUGUGAUAACAUCCUCGAACUAUUUUCCUGGGCAAUUCGUUGUGACUCAACGGCCCUUUGUCGGCAUUGCAGUAAUUUUAUUGACAACGCACUGGGAUGUGAUAAUGUAUUGAACAUUUACGCAUUUGCAGUGGGUCAUAACUUGAAAAAUCUCAGGGCACAGUGUCUUCAAUUUAUGCAGAACAAUUUUGAGGAGAUGGUCAAAUUGAAUUCCGAAGAGUGGCUAGCGGUCUCUCGCGAAACGAUGGAAGAAGUCAUCUCGUCUGAUUAUUUGCGAGUUUGCAGCGAGGACACAAUUUUACUCAUGCUAUUACAGUGGACCGAGCGGCAUCCUGAGCACAGGGAUAUUCUUGCACAUACCCGUACUAACUACCUGUCUAAACGAAUCUUUGACGACUAUAAGGAUCUCCUAAAGGGAGUUGGAGCUCCACCUGCUCGGCAGAUUCCGCGGAGGUAUUCGAGGCAACAUGUGCAAAUGAUAUUACAGGGUACCUUGGAUCUGGCAGACUUGUAUAUUCAUUGUAGCUGUGACAAUGGUCAGCAGUUCUUCCGUGUAGCGAAGCUGCCGACCGAGUACAGGGAAUGUGAUGAAGACUUUCACAUUGCGUUCUGCGCAACGUUGAGCGAUAGGACACUUUGGUUGAUCUCCAACAAUCAACAUCUUUAUCGAUACAAUUAUAAUACGCGAAAAAUGAUCGGGCAUAAAGCUAUUAGACGGAACAUCUUUAUUGUUCACAUGGCGCCUGUUCAGGAUAUUCUAUACUGCAUCGUCCGAGUGCAAUCCGGGGGUUCGGUGGAGCUACAAAUGUUUCUUAAUUCGUUAUUUCGUUGGCAAACAUUUCUCUCGUUAGAUAAUGACGCUUACCGCAUUAUCCAUACGACCACCGAUGUCAUAUACAUUCUCGGACGAGAAGGCAGUCUCACCCGUAUAAAUCUCACCAACAACACAACCCGCCCAGAGUGUCUGUGCGCGAAUCCCGAGGCGGACUGGCUGGACUGCGAGGCUGUAGCAUUGCCUUCUGGACAACUCUUGGUACACGGACGCGACACUGAAGAAUUUACGACGUUUGAGUUUGAUCCGAGCGCCCUCAACUGGUCGCUUCUUUGUACCCGUACAGCCAUUAGUGUAAAAUCAUACCAUCUGUUCAUAUCCGAUAUGGAAGCCUACCUCGUCGAAGACACCAUGCAUUGUAUUCGGGUUCUUCUAUGGACUGUUGUCGAUUCGGGCUAUCGGUGGGAGAAGGUUUGCGAGAUUGAACACAUGUAUGAACGAUUAGUCGGGCCUGUAAGCUGGUAUCAUUAUGAUCAAUAAAAGUUCCCAUGCUACCGAUACACUGUAAAUACAAAUACUGAUCAAACACAUCAAUUCUGCGUAUGACGACUCAGAUAGUUAGACAUUUAUGUAUGAGACAUACCCCCUACGAAGAUAGAUCAGAUUUACGUAUCGGAUAGCGGUGACAAAAUAUGCCAGAUAUGAUAACUUGUAUAUGAAACUCCGUGAACCGAAGGCAGAGUGGAUUUCCGCGAACCGUAUAUGCUAGAGUGUCCUUCAUCGGGUAGUUGUCAGUGCAUAAUUGCGGCUGAAAGGAUUUCAGCCACACCAUAAGCAGACGCAAACUAGACGAUUAUUUGGGGCUUAACGUUUAUAUUGUAUUUUGUUUUGACGGUUACCUAGAUGGAAUGCUCAAAAUGCUGUUGCUCUUGCUGCGCGGCCUAAAGCAUAAUCUAUUUUACCCCUAAUUUUUUUUUUUACUAUGAAUGUGACACCUGAAUAUGCAUGGUGUUUGAAUUGUACGAAAUCGACUGAUGCUACAGUUAUUGUGUAAAGUACAUUUUUGCUUUAAGUCUGCAUUCGAUAACUAUCGUAGUAUUCGAAAAACAAUGGGCAG
Varroa destructor (honeybee mite) is the source of this 3313-nucleotide messenger RNA. RefSeq lists its product as uncharacterized. The record is from RefSeq and is a predicted model, not a curated record. Gene Ontology annotation, molecular function: protein binding. NCBI's taxonomy places the organism in Eukaryota, Metazoa, Arthropoda, Arachnida, Mesostigmata, Varroidae.